Ceratotherium simum simum (southern white rhinoceros) is the source of this 1737-nucleotide messenger RNA. It is a transcript of the gene BPGM, whose product is annotated as bisphosphoglycerate mutase. Gene Ontology annotation, biological process: glycolytic process. The record is from RefSeq and is a predicted model, not a curated record. Lineage: Eukaryota; Metazoa; Chordata; Mammalia; Perissodactyla; Rhinocerotidae. Gene Ontology annotation, molecular function: intramolecular phosphotransferase activity.
AGCGCGCUACGACCUGCCCCUUCUGGCUCCCGGCUAGAAAAGAGCGUCUAUGCCGGCAGCAGUGAUGAAUCGCAGGAGGUGCUGGCUGCUCGGUGGCUGCGAGGAGCGGCAGCUACUGGUGGCCUCUUUGUAGAUGUACUGCUGUCACUAAACAUUGGCCCAUUUGAAAGCGCUAGGGAAGCUCAGCCAUCAGUAUGUCCAAGUACAAACUGAUUAUGUUAAGACAUGGAGAGGGUGCUUGGAAUAAAGAGAAUCGUUUUUGUAGCUGGGUGGACCAGAAACUUAACAGUGAAGGACUGCAGGAAGCUCGGAACUGUGGGAAGCAACUCAAAGCUUUAAACUUUGAGUGUGAUCUUGUAUUCACAUCCAUCCUUAAUCGGUCCAUCCACACAGCCUGGCUAAUCCUAGAAGAGCUGGGGCAGGAGUGGGUUCCCGUGGAAAGUUCCUGGCGUCUCAAUGAGCGUCACUAUGGAGGCUUGAUCGGUCUAAACAGGGAGCAAAUGGCUUUGAAUCACGGUGAAGAACAAGUGAGGCUCUGGAGAAGAAGUUAUAAUGUGACCCCGCCACCCAUUGAAGAGUCGCAUCCUUACUACCAUGAAAUCUACAAUAACCGGAGGUAUAAAGUGUGCGAUGUACCUGUGGAUCAGCUGCCACGAUCUGAAAGCUUAAAGGAUGUUUUGGAGAGACUCCUUCCCUUUUGGAAUGAAAGGAUUGCUCCUGAAGUAUUAAAAGGCAAAAACAUUCUGAUAUCUGCUCAUGGGAAUAGCUGUAGGGCACUCCUGAAACAUCUGGAAGGUAUCUCAGAUGAAGACAUUAUCAACAUUACUCUUCCUACUGGAGUCCCCAUUCUCCUAGAGCUGGAUGACAACCUACAUAGUGUUGGGCCUCACCAGUUCCUGGGUGACCAAGAGGCUAUCCAAGCGGCCAUUAAGAAAGUAGAGGAUCAAGGAAAAGUGAAACGAGCUGAAAAAUAAAGUCUUUCCCAAGUGUUGGCUUGGAAUAGCUGCAAAAGGAGUGGCAUGCAGUGUGUGCCACUGGUCUCUCUCUUUUUUUUUCCCUGUUUUUUCCAGAGCUAGGCUGUGGGGUAGAGUUUGUAUAGGUAACUAGAUAACUUAUGUUGGCCCAGAUAAAGGCUUUAGGAUGCCUGAGUGCUUCUGUCAUAAGCCUUAUGAGUUAGCUCUCCUGCUAGCCCUGUUUGAAUUAGUCACUAACUAGUAACUAGUGGGGCUUAAUAAAUAUCAUCAGUUUCUGAGAUGGGAGAGUAACAAGUGGAGGUAAAUUUUAAGGUAUUUGUCAUUCAAUAAAUUAUUAUCAAGUAAUCAUUGACAAGUACUACUUACUCUAAUAAGUGGUUCCCCUUUGUAUUUACUAAGACUUUCUGGGAUGAUAGUAAAGGAUAUUAGAUAAUACACUAUACUUAAGUAUUUAUUACUAGUCUUUUCCUCUAGGAAAAGUGAUACCUCGAUAGUUAAGACCAGAGGCCCAUUAAAUGGGAAAGUCGCAGAUGGGUUCCUCCAAGACAGCCAACAACAGACAACAGGCCCUUUGCCUUGUCUAUAGUCCAGAGACAUCCUUUGUUUGACAUUGGGUGGAGUUCCUCUCUGGCUGCUAGAAUUAGCAGCAUCUAGACAAUUAUAGCUGUUGUGUUCUUUUUUGUUUCAUUUUUGUUUUUUGAACUUUAAUCUUUGGGUACUUAAAAUUGGUCUAAAAAUAAAGUUCUGUGACUGAAAAUGAUAU